CCAAAAACCAAAAACGGCAGGAGAAAGCAAAACAUACCUCGCACCAUACCGUACCAACUCGCGGAAGAAGCGAUAGGAGUCUCGGAGGCUUGUCUCCAGCCAUUCCUGCGUUGCAACCUCCUGCAUUGCAUUGCAUUGCAUUGCGUUGCGCACCACCCGGCGUUUCGGAGCCACCCACCAUGGCGGCCGGACACAACARGGACAACAGGCACAAUCUGCACCCCCGUCCCAUGAACGGCGAGCUUCCGCGGAAGCACCACCACCAGCAACAGAUCCCGCGUGCGAGCCACCGCGGGAGGAGGCAGAAUUGGUGCCGGGCGGUCCUUCUGUACAUCCUGGCCGGGAUCGCCGUCUGCUGGCUGCAGAUCACCGCGAACGUCCUGGCCUUUUUCUGGUCGGACGGCCGCGGCWUCGAUCCGGCCGCGGGAGGCUUCCUUCGGCACGGGGCCGCGGUGCAGCUGCCCCCGGCACCCCCCGGUUCCCCCACCGGAGGGCCGGACCCGAACCACGGGGCAAACUCCACGUCGAACCGGGCGGCGGUUCCCAGCGACCCUUCCGGGGCGUCCCCCGGCCCGGACCCCUCCUCGCUCCGAUCCCAGCUGAAGGACCUCCGGAGCCGGCUCGAGAAAACGAGGGACCGCCUGGAGAAGGAGGCWGGGGACCGCUCCGGACACGCCAACGGGGGGAAGAAGCGGAGGGUCUUUGUUCCCUUUACCAUCCGCGACGCCCAGCGGACGGUCCCGGUCAAGGUYCCCCCCGGCUUUCACGUCUUUGACUUUGUCGACCUGUACGCGACGGACGGGGACCAGAACCAGACGGCCAAGGCKGAGGCUUCUUUCUCCGCCACCCACCGCGGGGAGGGCACCGAGUUCUGGAAGACCCUCCGUCCCUACGCCUCUGUCASAGCGGGAUUCUUCCACAACGGCCGCCCGCUUCCCCCGGAACCACGGGCGGAAGGAGAAGACGAGUGCCUCGGGUACUCCAAGAAGUGCUACCGGUCCAAGUUCCUGAGGAUCCUCCGGUACCUCCUCUCCCUCGAAGAGGAAGACGCCGAUGCGGACGCGGACGUCGACCGCUACUACUUUUACAUGGAAGCCGACAACGACCUGUGCAUUCCGCUGGAGGACCUCGCGGACCUGGCCUACGGGCACCACCGCUACUUUGUCUCCACCGGGGUGGGGGCGAGCGGGUGGAUCAUGAGCCCGGCCUUUCUCCGGGAUUUCUACGGGUUCUGGACGGACAUCGAGCAGCAGAACGACAAACGGUCCCUCGGCCUGGCGGAAGACCAGAUGCUCGAGCCGGACGCGGUCGCGGCRGUGAUGCUCCGGGAGACCAAGAACUGGUCCGUGACCCGGCGGUACCUCACCUCCCACUCGAUCCUGGCCAGCGGCACGGGGGACGCCCCCUCCCUCGCGGCCCUGUACGUCCGCGAGGAAGCCAAGCCGCCGAACGCGACCGACAGCGCGGCCGAAUCCAGCGCAAAGCCCUCCCGCUCGCAAAAGACCCCCUUCGAGAAGCUCAAGGCCCUGGCGGACGAGGCCAAGGCCAAGCCGCCGACGGAGCCGCCGGGGCCGAUCCUGCCGGCCCGGUACCUCCCCCGCUGCCUGGAACCCCACCGCGGGGUCUGGCCGGAGGGAAACGGGGAGGCCGGAGGCGAAGGCCAGAGCGAAAGCGAUGCCGAUGCCGAGCGCUUCGGCCGGCACCACUGGGAGUACUUCGAUUACGACCUCUGUCCCGAGAGCGACAUUUUUCCCUGCGGAGAGGGGCAGYUGCGGUAGGCCCGUUGGUUCGUGCCAGCGUGGAAGGAUCCCUUCUGCUCUUGCCGGCUUCCAUCCCGGGAACGGACGAAAAGCAUCCUUGGGCAGCUWGAGUUCUCUCGAGCUCCUGUUGUGCCGGCGAUUGCAAACGCGUCCGAAGAGCGAGAGACAACGCCAUUUCCGAGUGU
Messenger RNA from Pseudo-nitzschia multistriata, 1945 nucleotides. The record is from the annotation of a GenBank genome assembly. NCBI's taxonomy places the organism in Eukaryota, Bacillariophyta, Bacillariophyceae, Bacillariales, Bacillariaceae.